AUGUCGGCCAGCUACUGGGACUCGACGCAGCGGCGGUAUUGGCUCUUCACCAAGGACCAAUUGAACACGAUGCGCACCAAGCUCGAGCAAGACAACAUUGACCUCGUGCGCAUGUUUCCUCUGUCCCAGCCCCGCCACCUCGCCAUCUUCUUCAACCAGCAACUCAUCCGCCUCGGCAAGCGCCUCACGAUCCGCCAGCAGGCCAUGGCCACGGCCCAGGUCUACCUCAAGCGCUUCUACUCGCGCGUCGAGAUCCGCCGCACGAACCCGUACCUCGUCAUCACCACGGCCAUCUACCUCGCCUGCAAGAUGGAGGAGUCGCCGCAGCACAUCCGUCUUAUCGUGACGGAGGCUCGGCAGCUGUGGCAGGACUUCAUCGGCCUCGACACCUCCCGCAUCGGAGAGUGCGAGUUCUUCCUCAUCUCCGAGAUGAGCUCACAGCUCAUCAUCCACCAGCCCUACCGCACGCUGACCUCGCUGCGCAGCGAGCUGGCCCUCGUCGACGAGGACGUCCAGCUCGCCAAGUCGGUCAUCAACGACCACUACAUGACCGACCUGCCGCUGCUCUUUCCCCCGCACGUCAUCGCCCUCGUCGCCAUCCUGCUCGCCCUCGUCCUGCGACCCAACUCGGUCGCCCCCGGCCAGCAGGGUGCCGGCGCCGCGGCCGCCGCGGGGCUCGCCGCCGCUCAGGCUGCGCUAAGCCACGUCGCACAGGGCGGCGGCCUGGUGACGCCGGGCGGAGGAGGGCUCGCUGCGCUGCCGCCUCCACCGGUGGCAGCGGUCUCGGGCCACGAGGCGCGCGAGAAGCAGCAGGAGGCACGCAUAACCCGCGUACAGCACUUUGCGGCGUGGCUCGCCGAGAGCACGGUCGACAUUGCGUCCAUGGUGGACGCCACGCAGGAAAUCAUCUCUUUUUAUGAGUGCUACGAGAAGUACAAUGAAAAGCUGACUAGGGAACAAAUCAAUCGCUUCGUCAAGGCAGGCAGCUUGGAUCGAUAG
Messenger RNA from Cordyceps fumosorosea ARSEF 2679, 999 nucleotides. Its product is annotated as Cyclin C/H/T/L. Gene Ontology annotation, cellular component: nucleus; mediator complex. Gene Ontology annotation, biological process: positive regulation of transcription by RNA polymerase II. Gene Ontology annotation, molecular function: cyclin-dependent protein serine/threonine kinase regulator activity. The transcript has 2 exons. The record is from RefSeq and is a predicted model, not a curated record. NCBI's taxonomy places the organism in Eukaryota, Fungi, Ascomycota, Sordariomycetes, Hypocreales, Cordycipitaceae. Bases 1 to 999 code for a protein of 332 amino acids.